Cyphellophora attinorum is the source of this 1035-nucleotide messenger RNA. Its product is annotated as Mitochondrial ribosome-associated GTPase 1. Bases 1 to 1035 code for a protein of 344 amino acids. The record is from RefSeq and is a predicted model, not a curated record. Gene Ontology annotation, cellular component: mitochondrion. The transcript has a single exon. NCBI's taxonomy places the organism in Eukaryota, Fungi, Ascomycota, Eurotiomycetes, Chaetothyriales, Cyphellophoraceae. Gene Ontology annotation, molecular function: GTP binding; GTPase activity.
AUGGCAGCAUUCAUCCCCCGCGCGAGCUUCCCCUCCCUUUCCGUCCCACGGUCCUACUUCCUGGGCCACCACGCCGCGGGCCUCACGCGCAUGAAAUCCCUCCUCUCCUCCAUCGACCUCGUAAUCGAAUGCCGCGACUAUCGCCUCCCUCUGACCUCCCGCAACCCUCUGUUCGAGUCCUCCCUCGGCGAACGCCCGCGCCUGAUCGUCUACACCCAACAAGACCGCGGCAGCAACUACACCGCCCAGGAUACUGCUCGCGAAGGGAUCGUCUCCAAAUGGUAUGCGCCUACGCCGGUCCUCUUCACCUCGUCAACCAGCAAAAAGGGCCUACAAGCAAUCCUCUCCUUCUGCCGCAACCACGCCAACAGUAGCUCGAGCCACCUCUUUGGCACCCGCGUGCUGAUCGUGGGUAUGCCCAACGUCGGCAAAUCGACGCUGCUCAACUCUUUGCGUAAGGUCAGCUUGAACAGGGGCAAAGCCUCGCGCACGGGAAAUCAGCCGGGGAUCACACGCAAGAUCGAGUCUGCAGUCAAGAUCAUCGAGCCACCGCGCGGUUCCGGACAGGGCGAAGCGGGAACGGUCUAUGUGGUCGACACACCGGGUGUCUUCACGCACUACAUCCCUGACGCGGAGUCUAUGCUCAAAUUGUGUUUGUGCGGGAGUGUCAAGGACACGAUCGUCCCGCCUGAGACUGUGGCGGAUUAUCUACUGUACCAUCUGAAUUUACACUCGCCAGCCUUGUACGCAGCGUACCACCCGCAACCAACAAACGAUAUCGCUGCAGUACUGAAAGCGCUGGCGCUGAAGCAAGGGAGGCUGAAGAAAGGCGGCGAGCCGGACUACGAGGCCGCGGCACUGCAAUUCAUUCAGCGCUGGCGAUGGGGCGAGAUGGGGAGGUUCGUGCUGGAUGACGUGAGUUCGGAGCAUGGGUUUAGGCAACGUGAAGACAUGUUAGAGGGCAUGGGCGGGAGUAUGAGUGCCGCGAGGCGGCAGAUCAGGGAUGCGAGGAAGGCGGCUGCUAAGGGACUGUGA